Chenopodium quinoa (quinoa) is the source of this 1500-nucleotide messenger RNA. RefSeq names its product putative disease resistance protein RGA3. Gene Ontology annotation, molecular function: ADP binding. Lineage: Eukaryota; Viridiplantae; Streptophyta; Magnoliopsida; Caryophyllales; Amaranthaceae. The coding region runs from base 1 to 1500 and encodes 499 amino acids. The transcript has a single exon. Gene Ontology annotation, biological process: defense response to other organism. The record is from RefSeq and is a predicted model, not a curated record.
AUGUACGAAGGUCGUGAGGAAUGGCUCAAGCUCAAGGCUCUGUUGAAGAUUAUAGGCAGAAAGGGGAGUAAGGUCCUAGCAACAACGCGAGCAAAGGACGUAGCAAAAAUAAUGGCUACUCUUCCAACUCGCGAAUUAGAUGGCCUUUCAGAGGUGAACUCAUGGGCGCUAUUCAAAAAGAUGGCAUUUGAGCCUGGACAAUCACAGCAGAAGCCCCAUCUUGUGAAGGUUGGGAAGGAGAUUGUUAGAAAGUGCGCAAAUGUUCCUUUGGCCAUAAAGACGGUAGGGAGCCUUCUUUAUGGUAAGGAUGAAAAAGGGUGGUUACUCCUCAAAGAUGAAGGUCUGGCAAGUAUAUCUCAGAAACAAAAUAGCAUCAUAAAAAUUCUCAAGCUUAGUUAUCAUAACCUCUGGUCCCCAUUGAAAAAUUGUUUUGCUUAUUGCGCUUUGUUUCCGAAAGACUUUGUAUUUCACAAGCUGCUUCUGAUGAAUUUGUGGAUGGCCGAGGGCUUUAUUGUUCCAACAGAUAAUGAAAGCCAGAGUCUAGAUGAAGUUGCUGAAGAUUAUUUUCUUAUGUUGUUGCAAAGGUGCUUUUUUCAGAACAUAAUAAGAAAUGAAUAUGGGGAAAUUAUAUUCUUCAGAAUGCAUGAUCUGAUACAUGAUCUCGCUAGAGAAGUGGCUGGAGUCAAGUGCAAGGUUGCCAAGUUGGGAGACAGAAACUUCAGUAACAAAAUUCAUCACUUGUCCUUGGAUUACCAGAUAAAAACCAUGUGGAAAAUCCCAAGUGGGAUGCUAAAUUUGAAGCUUCUGCGAACGUUUCUUACGCCACAACAAAUCCUGCAUGGAUCAGCCUACAAUACGACAUGUUCACGGUUGAUAACGAAUUUUAGAUGCUUACGGGUAUUGGAUCUUGGUAGCCAUGGAGUCAAAAGCUUGCCCAGUUCAAUAGAUAAGCUAAUUCACUUAAGGUUCCUCAACCUCUGCCAUUCAUCUAUGGAAAAACUUCCAGAAACAAUCACAGAACUUCAAAAUCUGCAAACACUUCUACUGGAUUUCUGUUUGGAGCUGAAACAGCUGCCUACAAAUAUUAGAAAACUCACCAAUCUCAACACCCUUAGUAUCAUUCAAUGUCCAAGCUUAACUCACAUUCCGUCAGAAAUACGAGAAUUGACUUCUCUUCACAAGUUACCUCAUUUUAUAGUUGGGCACAAAAAAAAUUCAGAAUUCAAGGACAAGCCCAGUGCUAUUGCUGAGUUGAGUGAUCUAAAGAACCUUAAUAAUCUGAAAGGAUCAUUGACUAUUGAACUCAACGGUGACCUGAAGGAUCCAGCUUUACAAGCAAAGGAAGCAAACUUAAGCAGCAAACAAGGGUGGAUCAAAUUGAAUAUAAGAUUGAAAUCCACAUUUGAAGAAAAUGAAGCAGUUUUGGAAGGCCUCAAACCACAUCCUAAUCUCAAGGGCUUAAAUAUUGUUUUUUACAGUGAACAGAAGCUCCCGAGUUAG